AUGGGACUUAAAGAAUGGUUUAGUGUAGCAAUUAGUAGUGAGGAAUUUAAUGAAAUCCGAUAUGAUGACUUAGGAGAGCUCGUUUUAAUAGGUCGUGGAGCUUUCGGAGAAGUUUAUUCGGCAAGUUUUGCAUCUAUUAAAAAUACAGUUGCAGUAAAAAGAGUCUUGCAAUCCUAUCUCGAUAAACAUGAUGUAUUUGAUGCUUUUAUUAAGGAGCCAGUAUAUAACCCACCAUCGCAAUUACCGGUAAACGAAAGUUUGAAUACAUUAUUAUCAUCUAUAAGCACAAAACAUAAUUCGACAUUAAUUUUUGAUGAAAGUCUUGCGGUUCCAUUUAAUUCGAAUAGAAAUAUUCCUCCCGACUAUGGUAAUUGCAAACGUUGCGGAAACAAAUUAAUUGAUGACGAAUGGUGUAAUAAUUGUGAAUCCGAAAAUUUUCGUGAAAAUUUUGGUUAUUGGACGAGUGGCAAUCAACAAAUAGAUGAAUUAAUACAGGAAUCACAACUUAAGGCGAUCAAUAUGUCUAAUUAUAUUGAAUGGAUAGAAAUUGAUCAAUUAGAAGAUAUAGAGCUUAUUGGAAAAGGUGGAUUUUCCACGGUUUAUUCUGCAGUAUGGCGCGACGGAGCGCGUGAAGAAUGGGAUGAGGAAACAGGUCGAUGGGAAAGGGCUUCUAAUACUAAAGUGGCUGUGGCGAUGUCUGAUUCAGCAGAUAGUUCUAUACUAAAAGAAAUUAAAUUACAUGUAUGUUGUGAUAAGGCUAUUCGAUGCUAUGGGAUUACAAGAUAUAGUGGUAAAUAUGGAUUAGUAAAAAAAUAUGCAAAUUAUGGCAGUUUAUAUUCUUUUAAUGUAAGCAGAACUAUUAUUGGGUGGUGGCAAAAAUUAAAGAUAUUAGAAGGGAUUAUUCUUGGUCUGAAUCAAAUUCAUUUAAAGGCAGGUUAUUGUCAUGGUGAUUUACAUUCAGGAAAUAUCCUAAUCGACCAGGAUGAAUUAAGUGUAUCGGUAUUUAGCGCACAUAUUACUGAUUUUGGAUCGUCUAUUCCCAUCGAUUCUG
Molecule: messenger RNA, 1051 nt
Organism: Scutellospora calospora
Lineage: Eukaryota; Fungi; Glomeromycota; Glomeromycetes; Diversisporales; Gigasporaceae
Source: the annotation of a GenBank genome assembly